This is a messenger RNA of Penaeus vannamei (Pacific white shrimp), 1683 nucleotides long. Lineage: Eukaryota; Metazoa; Arthropoda; Malacostraca; Decapoda; Penaeidae. The record is from RefSeq and is a predicted model, not a curated record.
CACCUCCACCUCCCUCCACCUUCCUCCUCCUCCUCCUCCCUCACAAGAUGCCUCAUUAAGCUCACUUGUAAUACCGCCCUCAUCGAGAGCCGGCCCGCGUGCACCCCGGCGUCCGCCAGCCCGCCACGCCCCGAACCCGCCCCGACCCCCCGCCCGCCCCCGCGGGCCGAAUGCCCUCCACGCCCCGGCACCCCCCCCCCCCACCGCCCCGCCGGUCUCUCGCACAUCCCCGGCCUCCGCACCCCCCGUCCCCCGCCGACCCGACCGCCCCGCCCUCGGCUGCCGCCCGCGCACCUGCUUCACCUUACCCCUCGUCACCCCCCGGUUCCCCCCUCUCCCUCGCCCUACAAGAAGAAAGCCUGGCACCCGCUCGACGUUACCGAGCCCGCUCCCCCCUGCCACGCCCCGCCUCCGCGAACACCCGACACCAUCGCCCGCGUGCACGGCGUUGGUCGGGCCCCGGGGCGUACCGGAUCCGGCACCCCGAUCGGUCAGCGGCUUGCCGCGCUCUGCGCCCGCGGCCCCGCGGGCCCCCACCUCCGGCCAAGCCCACCCCCCCCCCACCCGCCGCCCCACUUCGCCCCCCCGGCCUCCCGCCCCGCCGCGGGGCACAUCCCCACCGCCCCACAUCCUCUCCCCCGCCGACGUGGCCCCCAUACCCUGGCACGACCAACUGGCUUGCCGGCAGCGCUCCCGGGCCCCCCUUCGCGGACCCGUUUCCUGCGGCGCACAUCCCUGCCCCCCGUCGCGGCUCGCUCCCCGCUGCACCCACCGACCCCACCCCGCGCCACCCUCCCUUGCACCCGCCCUCCGGGCCCUCGCUGCCUACAUAGCCCCUUGAGCCCCGCGCCCCGUCACCACCUACUCCCCCGGCUGCCGCCCCCUGCGCCCCCCCGCAGCCGUGACCCGAGCGCGGAUACACCGGCGCGUAGGCCUCCUCCCCACGACGGCCCUCGGGCCCCCGGGCGGUGCGGCCUGCAGAUCGCCACGGACACAGUCACGCGAAGAACCCCCGCUCACGCCUCCGCACUCCCGCGGGCUGCCGCCCCCACGCCCCCGGGCCCGGCCGUCCCCGGCCCCGAGCCCGCCACGCCCGCGGGUGGAUCGGCGCGCUGGUCACCCACCGUCGCCUAUAUGGGGUGCGCCACUCCGUUACGGCGCGGCCGCCUCCCUGCGCGCUUCGACUCCCGCCCUGCUGCGGGCGAGGCCCCCGCCCGCGCUCCCUGGCCCCGCCCCCUCCGCACGCGUCAGCGUCCAGCCCCGCGGGUGCCGCGUGCCCUCGCCACCCGCGCCCCCGUCCCAAAACAACGCCCCCGCCACCCCGACCCCACCGAUCUGGCCUCUACUCGACAAGCCUUAAGUCUUAAAACAAGUGACAUCGAAACGAAAAAACAACGACGGAAAUAUGUAACACAGCACCCUAUACCUCUCCCAUCCCCCCUAUACCCCAUAUCCUCUAUAACCCCAUAUCCUCCCUAUACCCCCCUCCCCUAUACCCCCCAUCCCUCCCCUAUACCUCCCAUAUCCUCCCCCAUUAAUAUAUAUCCUCCCAUAUCCCCCCUAUACCCCAUAUCCUCCCCUAUACCCCCCAUAUCCUCCUAUUACCCCCCCCCUGCCCCCCGACCCUCUCCCGCCCUACCGCUCUCCCCCAUCAGCUGUUUUACAACCGGCGUCGGCCCAUAG